GGUCCCCCAGGAGAGACGUGCGGUACCGUGCGCACGGGUCAGGUUGAGCAGCUCGCGGCGAUACGGGCGCGGCGAACCAGUCCGGUGCGUGCGGACAGUCCGAGUAGUGUUUUAUUCAUUGUGAACCCCCGAGCCAUGGACACCGGCUAGCGGACUAACCGGACAUAUGUACUUCUCAAGCAGCAUGGUUUCCCAGGCGAGACAUUCGGCGGAGGUGGACUGCGGACCUGUAUGCGCCGCCCUCGUCAAGCACGAGCCAGCGUAUGAGGGUGGCUUCUCGCACCACACCGUGGAUUCUCUGUCGCACCACGGCCACCCACUCGCCGCCUCGUCGCCCUCGCCGAUCUCGCUGGCGUCGGUCACGUACUCGCUGGCCAGCAUCAAGACGGAGCACGUCGAGGACCUCCCUUCCGUCCCGCUGCCCGGGGCCGAGGCUCGCGACGAGGCCGACUGCUGCCCCGAGGGCGUCGUGUCGGCGGGCGACUCCGGCAGCGCCAGCCCGCACCAGCACUCGUACAUCUCCAGCUUGCUGCGAGCGGCGCCCUCGCCUACGCUCUACGCGGACAGCCUGAGCCUGAGCCCCGCGAAGGACGUGCCGUCCAGUCGACAGGUGGCGCCUGCGUCCCCCUCCCCGUCGGCCGGCCAGCACCCCCAGCAGCAGCGGCCGCAGCCGAGCAGCGAGCCCGCGUCGCCGGCCGCCGCCGUGGCAGCCGCCCCCGCGGGGGCGGGCCCCGGGCCGAGCCCCGGGCCGGGCGGCCGCGCGUCGCCCAGCUCCUCCUCGUCGAGCUCGGACCCCAACAGCAAGCCGCCGUACUCGUACGUGGCGCUCAUCGCCAUGGCUAUACAGAAGUCGAGCCAGAAGCGCGCCACGCUGUCCGAGAUCUACAACUACAUCACGCACAACUUUCCCUACUACGAGAAGAACAAGAAGGCCUGGCAGAACUCCAUCCGCCACAACCUGUCCCUCAACGAGUGCUUCGUGAAGGUGCCCCGGGAGGGCGGCGGCGAGCGCAAGGGAAACUAUUGGACACUGGACCCACAGUACGAGAACAUGUUCGAGAACGGCAACUACCGUCGCAGGCGACGCAUGAAGCGGCCCUACCGCCCCAGCAACGUGUACUCCAAGGGGCUGUUCCGCGACGGCGCGUACCACCACACCCUGCAGGGCGGGCUCCAGGGCGGGCUGCAGGGUGGCCUGCAGGGCCUGCACCCGGGCGUGGCGGGCGUGCACCACCAGCUCAGCAUGGCGGGCGGGCUGACCUCGGGAUUGUCCGCCAUGACCGGCACCCGCAACCUCUUCUCGCCGCCAGCCUACCCGCCGCCCUACUCGCGCUACGACCCGGCGGCCCCGGGCUGGGGCCUGGGCGGCCUCCAGGGCGGCCUCCAGGGCGGCCUCCAGGGUGGCCUCCAGGGCAGCCUCCAGGGGGGCCUCCAGGGCGGCCUGCAGCCCUCGCAGAUGUCGUACUCGUCCUGCCAGGGCGUGUCCUCCGCGGCCAAGGUGCUGUCCCCGCACUCGUACCCACAGGUGUCCUCGCAGCUCCAGAGCCAGCUGCAGCCCAUGCAGCCCAUGCAGAUCCCCUCCAUGAACUGCUACAACCAGCUGGGCUCCAGCUUGGCCUCGCUGCCCUGCGCAGGUGCGAGCGGAGCCUGCGGAGCACCCAACAUGACAAGUUUUGCUGCUUCCUUUCCGACGUGCGGCCGCAAAUUUGAGCCGACGGGCGCGGACCCCAUGUCGCGGUACCCGUACUGGCCCCCCUCGGAUGUUGGCAAGGAUGACCCCACUCCGCCGUCAGCUUUCUCGGGGGUGGACUUCCGGCCCAAGUGCUUCAUGUGACGGAGCGGGCGACAACGAGUCGACCAUUCCAACCUCAAGACUGAGCUGGCCGGCAUCGCGCCCGCCGCGCCCCGCGCCGUGUGUCUGUGUGUGUGAUAUGUACAGUACCUAGACCUAACGUAAAUUUUAAUCUAGGGGCCCCUCCAUGAUAUGUAUCUGGUCCGAAUGAGAGUGAAUUAGUGUGCGAUCGUGUGUGCGUCUGUGUGUGUUUUUACAAAGUGUUCGAAUGAUCAUGUUUGUGUGAUAUGUGUUUAACAUUAAUGUAGGGGCCUGCAAGUCUAAUUUGAGUGCGAAUGAGAACUAUGGGAGAGUAAUUGAACUAACCAAAGCCAAAGUCUGAAUCGGUUGAUUUUAAUACUGUAAUUAACGACGUUGUUGUAUUUUUUAUUUUUCCCAGAAUUAUACAAAAAAUUGGGCAUGGAACAAAUUGACAAAGAAAAUUUUUGCUGUACUCAUGAAAAAACUAAGGUGCUAUUUUGAACGUUUUAAGAAGAUAUGCUUUAAUUUGUUUACAAAGGCACUAAAUUGCCUGAAGAGUGCUAAAUUUAGUACCUUUGGGGUGAGUUUUUCAGAGGCACUAAAACAAUAUCACCAGAAGAAGAUAUGCUGUAUCCUCCGCUGUAUCGCUUUUUCGUUUUUCCAGUGGUGUUAAAUAUGUAUGUGUUGGUUGUAUUUUAUAGUUGUAACACAGGCAGAUUGAAAGACUUAAGUUUUGCCUCAUUUUUAAUAUAGUUUCAAUCCAGUCGUGGAUUAGCAGCUGGCACGGAAAGUGAAGAAGGAGGCCUGAGCUAGUUAGUGUUUUAUCCAAUGUCAUCUCUUGGGAAAAGCACCAUCGAAAAAGCACUUUUGUUUCCAUUAGGCAAAUGGCUAAUCUAUUUAUGGGUGUUUUUGAAUUUUAAUUUCUUUGGAUCGUUUUCGGUAAAUGAUUUUAACAAAAGGUUCUGUUGCCUCUCGUUCCGAUUCUUCUUUUUAUUUUUCAGUGCUACCCCCACGAGGUGUGGGUGGAGGUCAGGGUCAAUAAAAAUUACCCCCUUAACAAACGUUUAUUUUCUCUUGUUAUCUCUUUGUAAAAAAUAAAAAUGUUUAUAUAAAACUGACCCUCUGAUAUAAAUACAAAAAUAAUAAUUCUAUAAGAUGUUUCAA
Frankliniella occidentalis (western flower thrips) is the source of this 2977-nucleotide messenger RNA. RefSeq names its product forkhead box protein L2-like. The record is from RefSeq and is a predicted model, not a curated record. Gene Ontology annotation, molecular function: RNA polymerase II cis-regulatory region sequence-specific DNA binding; DNA-binding transcription factor activity, RNA polymerase II-specific. The coding region runs from base 167 to 1834 and encodes 555 amino acids. Gene Ontology annotation, biological process: anatomical structure morphogenesis; regulation of transcription by RNA polymerase II; cell differentiation. NCBI's taxonomy places the organism in Eukaryota, Metazoa, Arthropoda, Insecta, Thysanoptera, Thripidae. The transcript is spliced from 7 exons.